Harpegnathos saltator (Jerdon's jumping ant) is the source of this 13408-nucleotide messenger RNA. It is a transcript of the gene InR-2, whose product is annotated as insulin-like receptor-like. The transcript has 13 exons. Gene Ontology annotation, biological process: cell surface receptor protein tyrosine kinase signaling pathway; multicellular organism development; protein phosphorylation. The coding region runs from base 913 to 5979 and encodes 1688 amino acids. NCBI's taxonomy places the organism in Eukaryota, Metazoa, Arthropoda, Insecta, Hymenoptera, Formicidae. Gene Ontology annotation, molecular function: insulin receptor activity; insulin receptor substrate binding; ATP binding. Gene Ontology annotation, cellular component: plasma membrane; axon; insulin receptor complex. The record is from RefSeq and is a predicted model, not a curated record.
UGUGCUCGUUCGUCGCGAUUGCGUCGUAGUACGUCAAAGCAGAUAUUCUCUUUAUCGCUGCUACAAAGCGGCUGGGAAGAAGGUGGGAGAGCGUAGACGGGCGCCGAGCCACCGCGCAGACUCUUAUUUUGCUCGGCGGGCGAGGGGUAGUCGGGGACGGACGCGCGUUUACGGGGCAUGGCGUGGUGCGCGUUCUAGUAAACAAGUUGUGUGCGAGUCGCGCGGGGAAUCUGCGCCCCGAGUUAAUCGCGAUAUUUAUUCUCCGGCGUGGUUGGCCGUCGCGCGCCACGACGCGCCGCGUUACCGUAGCCGUAGCCGUUGCCGUCGCCGCCGCCCGUUUGAAACUUUGCUUAUCUUCUUAAAAUACGAAGGUUAGGAUUAAUAAGCUCUCUCGGACAGUAAGCCGACUGCCGAUCACGGACUGUCCGGUGUGCUAUGAGUACGUGUGCCCGCGAGUGUGAGUGUUGCUCGUGUUUGCGGAGGAAAGUGAUCACGGUGUUCACCGGUCCCGGAUCUCUAACGAGGCGACGACUUUCGGUCGUGGCCGAGGAGCGAGGCAGUUGACGCGUGUGGUGAUGACUCCGGCACACGUCUUGGAAUCCCCGCCUGGACGCCGCGUUUCGGACGUCAGAGCGCUGGCCGAGCCUCAGCGAGCAGGCGACAUCGGCGUUACAGCGAACGCCCACUGAUUGCUGCCAAGAUUCCCCCGGUCAGCAGCUCGUCGCGUCGCGGAGCGAGUUUCGAAUUGGCACGCACGCCGAAUUGGCGCGUCUCGCCCGCUCAAUGGGAUCGUCGUCUGGAGCGGUGACCUGGCGGUGCCGAUCCUCGAGCACGAUCGGCUGAUAUCCUCUCGCGUUCCCGCGCGCGAGUGCGCGCACGCGGGCGAGCGAGCGAGCUGCCGUCUCCCGAGGAAUGGUGAAAAUGAAGUCGGCCGCGUGCUGCACGCGCAGACUUCGCGGCACAGCGACGUUCGACGAAGAUGAGUCGCCGCGUGCUGUGUCUCCUUCGCCUUCUCCGAAGAUUCGCUCCAACACCUGCCACUGCCACUGUCCAUGGAGCCGUGGUGCGUUCGAGGAUGCACUCGCGUCGCCGUCGACGACGUCGGUGUGCGAGCGUCUUCGUCAUCGAACCGACCGCGAUCUGUUGGGCGCGAUACGGACAGAGGCCGGCCUCGCGCUCGGCCGCCGGUAUGGCCGGCCGAGGUGGAAACGCGACGAGAGGGACGACUCGUCGACGAAUCACUCGUCGGAAGCGACCGAUGAAGAGCGCGAUAGAACUACCAAGUGCGACCGAGUUCCGCUCUGCGAAUCUUCCGUAAGGUGUGCUUCGAGCGUCGUGCGGUGGAGUUCCGUGGCGAGGCUCGUCGGCAGGUCGAAGUCGUGGAGAAGGCUCUUCUCGGUCAUUUUUCUGCUACUCGCGCUACCUGGCCUCGUAACGGCGCAACGACACACCGCCAUGGGUCCCUCCAUCAAAGACGGAGUGUGCCAAAGUAUAGACAUAAGGAAUAGCGUGGAUCAAUUUUCAAGACUGGAAGGAUGUCGAGUGGUCGAGGGCUUUGUACAAAUUCUCCUGAUCGACAGGGCGAACCACACGGCCUACGCCAACAUCAGCUUUCCCCAACUGGUGGAGAUCACCGGAUACCUUAUCUUGUACAGAGUGAGCGGGUUGAGGAGCAUCGGUCACCUAUUUCCCAACCUGACCAUCAUCCGCGGGCGUUCUCUCUUCACCAAUUACGCCCUGGUGGCGUUCGAGAUGAUGCAACUGCAGGAGAUCGGUCUCCACUCGCUCACCACCAUACAACGUGGCUCCGUGCGAUUCGAGAAGAACCCGUCGCUGUGUUACGUCGACACCAUCGAUUGGGACAUCAUCGCCAGGGCCGGCAAAGGAGAGAACGUCAUAUUAGGCAACAAGUUGACGAACGGAUGUCCGGUGUGCGAAAAAAGUUGCCCGGAGAAGCAGACCAAACCCGACGAGACAAUGUGCUGGAACCGACAACACUGCCAACGAAUAUGCGACAAGUGCGGGGACAACGCCUGCGACGACACGGGUGCGUGCUGUCACUCUUCCUGCUUGGGGGGAUGCACAACAGGCCCGACAGCCAAGGACUGCAAAGUGUGCAGGAACUUGCUGGUAAAUGGCGAAUGCGUGGACCGUUGCCCGAACGGCACCUACGAGUUCAUGAACCGGCGUUGCAUCGGGAUCCAGGAGUGCCGUCAGAUGCGAAAGCCGCGCGAGGCAUUAGACAGCAUGCAGAAUUAUCCGUACAAGCCGUUCAACGGUAGCUGCGUGAUCGAAUGCCCGGCCGGUUACAUGGACUACGAGGUCGGCAAGAACGUGUCCUGCAAGAAGUGCGAGGGCCCGUGCCUGAAGGAAUGCCCCGCCACGAACGUGGACAGCAUCGCCUCGGCGCAGAAGCUCCGCGGGUGCACGCACAUCAAGGGCAGCCUGGAGAUACAGAUACGCGGCGGCAAGAACAUCGUGAAGGAGCUCGAGGAAAGUUUGAGCAUGAUCGAGGAGAUUGACGGCUACCUGAAGAUCGUCCGGAGCUUCCCGCUGAUAUCCUUCAACUUCCUCCACCGUCUACGUGUGAUACGCGGUAAAAUCCUCGACAACGCCAAGUACACUCUCUCCGUGUUCGAUAAUCAGAAUCUCCAGGAGCUCUGGGACUGGAGCACGCAUAAGAACAUAACCAUCCUGUCGAAAGAGGGCCAUGCCAAGAUCUUCUUUCACUACAACCCGAAAUUAUGCCUGUACAAGAUCGAGAAGUUGCGUGAGGUGGCCAACCUCGAGUAUUUCACCGAUUAUGACGUGGCACCCAACAGCAACGGGGACAAGGUCGCCUGCAACGUCACGAAUCUGUACACCAAGGUCAUCCAGAAAACGUCCAGAGGUGCGAUUAUCGAAUGGGAAGCCUUUAUGCAUCACGACACGAGGUCUCUUUUGGGAUACGUCGUUUACUUCAUCGAAGCGCCUAAUACGAACGUCAAGAUGUACGACGGCCGCGACGCGUGCGGCGGCGAUGGCUGGAGGGUCGAGGACGUGUCCGCCGAGAUCCCGACGUCGCCGUCCAACAACGGCACGAUACCACAAAGGCCUAUUGUUCUCACCCACAUAUUGACCCAACUGAAGCCGUAUACUCAGUACGCUUACUACGUCAAGACCUACACCAUAGCCACGGAGAGAUCCGGCGCGCAGAGCGCGGUCAGUUACUUUGUCACUCUGCCGGACACACCUAGCUCGCCCAGGGCCUUGUCGACCUACAGCAAUUCCAGCAGCGAAUUGGUCAUGUCCUGGUUACCGCCGCUCCACAAGAACGGAAAACUCACGCAUUAUCGGAUUGUCGGCCGCUGGGAGCCUGAUGACCCGAAUUUCAUCGACCAGAGGAACUACUGUGACGAACCUAUGCUGUUACCCGAGAAAAAACCGAUGUCCGUCAUGGUGGAAGAAGAGAGGAAACGCGCCGAGGAGGAGAGGGAUCAGUCGACUAAGCAAUUAGAAGUAGCUUCUUGCGACUGUGCGGAUCGCGAGGCGGAUCAAUCGAUGCGUGAGAAAGAAGUCUCCAGUUCGAUCGCCUUUGAGAACGCUUUGCACAAUCAAGUCUAUGUGAAGCGGAAUGUGAACGUGCGUAGAAGACGCGAGACGUUGGAACGAUACAAAAAUUCUUAUGAUGAUCAGGACGAGGAAAACAGUAACAAUAAAAUUGAGAAUGGCACGUACAUAGCGUUCGAGGUGUUAGUACCGAGCACGAAUCUUACAUACGUCAUGAGGAACCUCCGGCACUUUGCCGUGUACGACAUCGAGGUUCAGGCCUGUAGAGAGCGGGUCAAUGCGACGUCUAUAAAAAAUUGCUCGACGAAGAGCAUGAAAACGUAUCGAACGUUGGCUAUGGAAAGUGCGGAUAAUAUCCCAGCGAACACUUUUCGAGCGACUGUCUCUGGCGAGAACAAUAGUGUCGCAGUGGUCACGUUGAAUUGGGAAGAACCGCUUCAACCCAAUGGCCUAAUUGUCACGUACCAAAUCGAAUACAAAAGAAUAAACAUAAAAAAUAUUAAGCCAACAGUGGUGUGCAUUACAAGGCGCGAUUUUACCAAUGCUGGUAACUCUUACGUCUUGAAGGAUCUUCCUGCUGGAAAUUAUUCCAUCAAAGUCCGGGCUACGAGCUUAGCUGGGAACGGCGCGUACAGCGAGCUGAGAAUUUUUUAUAUCGAGGAGUACGGCACGAUCAGUAGUACAUCCUGGAUUUUGUUGGUGGUCUUUUGCAUUAUCUUUAUACUCGUUUCCAUGGGGGUGUUUCAAGUGUGUCGAAGAAAAUUAUCGAGGAAUGCUAGCAUGAGACUGAUCGCAACGGUGAAUCCGGAAUACGUGAGCACUGUAUACGUGCCCGACGAAUGGGAAGUACCCAGAAAGAAAAUCGAGCUGUUGCGGGAAUUAGGAAACGGUUCUUUCGGCAUGGUCUACGAGGGAGUGGCCAGGGAUGUUGUGAAGGGCAACCCGGAAGUACGAUGCGCCGUGAAAACUGUGAACGAGAAUGCGACCGACCGUCAACGCAUAGAAUUCCUCAACGAGGCGUCCGUAAUGAAGGCUUUCAAUACGCACCAUGUAAUCAAAUUGCUGGGUGUAGUAUCGCAGGGCCAACCCACACUGGUGGUUAUGGAACUUAUGGUGAAUGGUGAUCUGAAGACAUAUUUGAGGAGCCACCGACCGGACGUAUGCGAGAAUUUUUCCAGACAACCGCCGACGUUGAAGAGAAUCGUACAAAUGGCGAUCGAAAUCGCGGACGGCAUGGCUUACCUCGCUGCGAAAAAAUUCGUCCACAGAGAUUUGGCCGCGCGCAAUUGUAUGGUGGCUGAGGAUCUCACCGUGAAAAUCGGCGACUUUGGAAUGACGAGAGACAUAUACGAGACCGAUUACUAUAGGAAAGGAACCAAGGGACUGUUGCCUGUCCGAUGGAUGGCGCCGGAAAGCUUGAAGGACGGUGUAUUUACCAGCUUUUCUGACGUAUGGAGUUACGGGGUUGUACUGUGGGAAAUGGUAACACUAGCUUCGCAGCCGUAUCAAGGCUUGUCAAACGAUCAGGUGUUGCGCUAUGUGAUAGAAGGAGGUGUCAUGGAACGACCGGAAAAUUGUCCAGACUCGCUUUAUAAUCUGAUGAGGCGUACUUGGAGUCAUAAAGCUACGAGAAGACCUACGUUCAUAGACAUCGCGACAAUGUUGUUGCAAGAAGUUAGUAUAGAGGCCUUUGAGAGGGUUAGCUUUUACCACAGUCCGGAAGGAAUUGAAGCCCGAAAUCAAAAUAGUACGCAUUCGCCGCAAAAUGACAAAGACUUGGAAAUGGCCGCUCUGCAGGACCUGCGGGAAGAAGAGGUCGAGGGUGAGGAAGACUCGCCGCUGCGUCAGGAUUUCGGCGACUUUGCAAGUUUCGAACCUGCUAGUAUUGAAAACAACACGAGCCCGCGUUACACAAACACGUACGGCGAAAAUUCGAAGGUCGCCUCCACUUUCCAUGACAUGAACUCGUCGAAGGUACCUCUCAAAGCUGGAUUCGACGAUUUCGACGGCAUCUCAGGCGAUUCGCUCGCAUCUAGCAAGGACACGUUGAACUUGCCUUGUGUAGAAGACAGCCUUAAAUCGGUCAAGAGUUCGCCUUUUAUACAAAACAAAAGUACAUCUCGCAGUAACGUAAGUUACGUCUCCCUGGGAAAGUCCGCGAGUCCUCAGAGUUUAGUCAAGCGAAACUUUCUCGACAGUCCGAAUCCCUCGUGUAAACCGCGCGGUAAUCCCGAUUACGAGAAUCGUAGUCCCGAAAUCAUGUUGGGCCUCGAAAAGAAGGAGACUGCCCCGAUGCACGUGAACUUUCCGUCGAUGGACGCUAUAGAUAUCGAUAUUAAUGGCGACAAAAGCGAAAGCAAGAGCAUGGGCGGGUACGUGAACAAGCCGGAAACACUAAAUAACGGUUACAUCGGUAACACCACCACGUAGCUUCGUUGAUCUUUUCAACGUUAAUUCAACGGCGUUCUACGUGUGGUAGGACACAAAAUCACACAUAUGAGACUUUGGAAUUAUAAUAAUAAAAUAUUUGGAAAUAUACAUACAACUUUGGAAAUUGAUUGUCACGGAGAAAAUCAACACGAAAAUAUUCCAGCAAAAGAAAAAAAAAAAAAGGCAGUGUCUGUGCCAAAUUAAUAAGCACACUGGUUCGCAGUUUCGAGAGAAUCGCGUCGAGAACGGUGAUUCACGCGCCACGAAGGGGCUCUGUUAAUUGCUCCUACGUGCACCGUGAGGCACCGCCCAAUGCGCUUCUUUUAGACUAACAUAAGUUGUACUCAUAAGUUUACAUUUUAAAUCUCUAGACGUAACUAUAUGCAGGUCCUAACAAACAAGUGUGAGGUUUCCUUAUACGGGUGUUACCAUGUCUUAAUUCCGUCUCUCUAAAUAUAAUUAAAUAUUGCUACGUGCGUGUACAGCUAAUUAUAUAUUUGUUGCGCUGCGAUGCAUGUCGGAGAAAGAGCGAAUAUAUUUAUAUCAGAUACUGUCUUUUUGAAGCUAUCGCUGUAGUGUACGUUAAUAUGGGAAAUUUAGCUUUAGCUGAAGGCACCGUUAUCGUGGAGUCACAACGAGCUCCGGUUUAAGCCAAACGUCUCUCCUCGAAAUUGGGCUGUACACUGUGGAAGAAAAGUGCGAAUACAGCAGGCGACAGUGCCACGCUGAGAUAUUCGCUGACAAAUAUGUGGCAGCCCAUCUCCCCCAUUAACUAUUUAGCAUGUAAGCGUGUAUCAAAGAAUUGAGCAGAUUGAUUAUUUGUAUCAUAGAAUUUUCAUUUAAUUUUCAGUCGCAAGGUACGCUAAUUUCUGCUAUAAGUACUAUAUAUUUGUACAGCACCGGGAUUCAUUUCCCGACUUUGUAAUAAGUAUAGCGAAACAAAGUGGCGAUUAGAUCGGCGGUUACUGAGUUGGUACGAUACCUUGUUCGUAGAGAGAGAAAGAAAGAGAGAGAGAGAGAGAGAGAGAGAGAGAGAUGACACAUUUCAUAAAUUAUAUGGAAUGUGAAUCGCAUCUGAUCGCCAUUUUGUACGAUUUUAGGCUUCGAACUCUCGUACAAUAGUAUAGAUUCGACGUAUUUGUUGGAAGAUGUGUGUGUAUGUGUGCGCACGCGCGCGUGUGUGUGUGUGUGUGUGUGUGUGUGUGUGAGAUACACACACGCGCGUAUAUAUACGUAGAAGGUGAUUCAGAAUAAGUCAACUUAGCAAAUACAAAAUAAUAUAUAUAUAUAUCUAUAUACAUACAUAUAUAUCGCGCGUUCCUCUAAUUUACAAAUGUCUAUUAUAUUUAUGUUUUCUAUGUUGUUUUAAUGUUUUUGACUUUAUUACAUCAGUUGAUCUAAAAUUCUGAAUCUACCAAUUGUUCCAACGUAUAACAGGAGAAUUAGAGAGUAAGGAUCUCUUCAAGUUGAAAAUCAUUUCCAGUAACGAGCGUUCGCGACCGCGACAAACAUUUUGUCGAUAUAUAUUGCAGAGUUCAUAAACUCUAAGAAAAAUACACUUUAAUUGUGCUGUCAUACAUUUGUGACGAAAUACCAAAUAGUUGCACAGAUCACAGUACGGCACAGCGUAAUCGUCUUCGAUAUCGACGUGCCGAUACCUUAAUCCCGAAAUUGUGACGAUCAAAUCAAGUGCCGCUGAAGGUAUCGAUGUUAAUUUGAACGGCGCCCUACUCUCGUUUCUCAUUCUGUGUCUCUAGAUAUGUAGCGAAUGUAGACAUCCAACGAAGCAAACCGACACGAAACGAAAUUAUACGGAAAGUUUCGGGACCGAACGAGAGUGAAGAAUUCGCAAUUACCCGCGAAAGAAACUUGACGUUGCGAUAUCGCCGUCUGAUCUCCGCGUCAAACUCGGCAAACCGCCGCCGCAUUGAUGUUUCUCAAGCGAGCAUUAAGUAUAACUUUGUCCAAGUUUUCUUUCCUUCUCGCCUCGUCAUCGCCUCGUUAUCGCCGUUAUCGCCGUUAUCGAUUCUGUCCCGAAACUUUCUCGACGUACCUUGUGCAUGUGACAUAGGCUAUGCGUCUAUGUAACGACACCAUUUCGUGGAGCCGGCGUAGGAAGUCGCGCGCGUCGCCUACCUUAGCGUCUUCCAAGAAGGACGCGGCGUUCCUCACUGAUAACAGACAGCACCUCCUUUUGAUCGAUAGUCAAUGUAUUAUCCCGCAAUGAUUCACACACCGUGCAAUUCGCAAUCAUGAGUCAUGAUGAAUUUCCAUAUCGUGCAAUAGUAUGUCGUCCACGUUGCGCUUGCCGCGCUCAGCCGCGCGCAAGCCGGACUCUCCGCAGCAGCUCACGCGAUCGUCGCGCGUCGGGCGGCCCCGGACUUUUGCGUCGCUCCACGAAAUGACUGAGAUUCAAAGGCAUGCCACGUGCUUUUGAGUAGACGAGAGAACGUAGACUGUCUUAGCCCCGGUGAGAAAGCAAGAUCGAUUGCGACGGACGGAGAAGACCACCACCCCUCCCCUCCCCCCGUUGACUAGCCCCCAGCCAGUACUUGUUGCAAUCGUGAGAUAAUUAAUAUCGGACGCGAAUCCUAGUACGGGACGAGCUAUGGGGAAAGAAUUUAUACGAGCAACGCGCAAUGCAAUGCAGUUGAGUCUAGACAUUAACGAGCCUCUAACACAAGACUGAUUAGCUAAUCCCACUGUAUACAUCCGUAAUCUCUCAGUAAGUUAAAGAUACAAGACAAAAUGGUAGAAGUUCCAUAUCCGCAAACGACUCUCUCCACCCGCGCCACCCAUGCUCAUUCUCCUCUCUCGCCUCCCCUCGGUUUUACUGUCUCUUUUAUUUCGCCACAUGUCCGCUCGAAGAAGUUUACUUAGUCCACCUCGAUAUUUAUUUAACGCGAUCUGCGGUGGUUGCCUGGUUCGUUCCUACGUACAAAGUCGCGCUCAUUAUCGCGCCGUGCCACUUCGCUUCGCUGCUUUUCUGUCGGAACAGGUGCAUGUGACAGAGAGAGUAUACAAUAUAUAUAUAUAUAUAUAUAUAUAUACACACAUAUAUAUGUAUACAUAUGGGGUGUCUAAAGCUGUUGCACUAUUUUUAAUAACGGAUUCUUUCGCGGGUUUGACGUUUAACGUCCUUCUUUAACGCGCCUCGAUGAAAUAGCGUUCGCUGUUGGUGAAGUUAAAAUUAAACGGGUAAUGUGUAUAUGUGUAUACAUAUAUAUAUGUGUGUGUGUGUGUGUGUGUGUAUUCGUGUCAUAUAUUUAGUCAUGUAUGGCUCGCGUCGGAUAUCCGUUAAAAAUCGAAGAAACACACACGAGGCACACUUCGUCGUCCAUUUAAUUAGCCGAGAGCUUCGAUCCACGCGAACCUUAUCUCUGUCUCACUUCCGCGGGAAUCGUCGGCCGCGGAAAGAAUCUACUGAAAAUUCGAAGCCGUGGAAUUUUUCGCUGAGGGAGUAACGCAUUUAUACGUAGUCCCGAGGUGCCCCUGUAUAUCAACGACUAAAGUACCAGUGACCUAAUAGCAAGUACCUACCACUCCAUUCGUAACGUUUUUACAUAUAUCGUACAUUGAGUAAGUCGCGAUAUAUCGCAGCUUGUACAGACGACGCGAGAAAGAGGGAACGGAAUUAAUUAAAAGUGUAAAAGUGAAAUCGACGAUUCUCUCUGUGGCCGACAAGCGUCGUCGGGCCCGCGUCAUCGCGCUCUCGUUAAUUCGAUUCCCCACUUUUCUGUCGGCCGCCGCUACCCUUGUUUGCUCUCCCUUGUGAAGCACAGACACGUAAGGUCUUGCCCCUUUUCUCACCUGUCACUCACAGAGCUGUCCUCACUGCAACUGACGCGCGGUCGCGCGGCUGCCUGUUCCCUUUUUCCCUCCGACACCCAAGAUAAUCAGCUCCGUUCGCUACUACCAACGUGCCAACGAGCCAAGCGAUUAGACGUUAAUUUGCUGGAACGCCGUUACCUCCGAUCGAGCGCGAUCGAAUCUUCUUCAGCAGCUGAAUCGCGUCGACCGAGUGUGUUGUCGGACCACGUCGCGAUCGCGUUGUACUUACUCGUCUCGGAUCCACGACGAUCUUCUCUCUUCUUUCUCCUCUUCUCGUCGGCUCCUCUUCUCUGCAGCUCUCGCGGCUUUUCAUUUCACCACGGACCAUCCGCGUUUCUCCCUCUCCCCCUCCUUCCCCCCGCCCCUCCCCCACCUCGCCUUCGAGUUCUUUUAAACGCGAAGCGCUUCGUAACGCGCGUGCGAGACGCGCGUUUGAAAGGGACAAAAGGUGGUUUUACGGCAGAUCGAGGCGACACGCGUUGUGAAACACGCGUUGGCCCUCGGAAAUCAAGCAGAAAAACAAAAGAAAAACAGGAAUACACGACAAAUGACAGCAUGAAAGCAUCGGUCGCCACGGCUGAUGUAUCAUAAUAAUAAUAAUACUAAUGAUUAUUAUAGUAAUAAUAAUAAUAAUAAUUAUUAUAAUAAUAUAAUAAGCCUCGCUCGUAUUCCGAAAUAUUUAGUAUAACGAAUGAACAGUUAUAAAACGCUUAGACCAUGCCGCGUACUACGUACGAAGUUAAGGUAUCACGUAAGAUUAACACGAAAUGUUUCCUAUAUGGCCGCGAGUCUCCGUAUUGUGUAAGGAAACGGCGCGCGAUCGCUGGAUUAGGCCUAUAAUUAUUGAUAUAGCUCUGUAAUAUAUUAGAUUAAACUCUGGGAUAUUAAGGUAGCACGUAAUUGUGUCUGAAAUUGUGUGCAACUAUAAAGCGCAGAAGAAAAGUGUGCCUGUUGACGAUUGCGCGUGUCGAUCGACUUAUAAGCAAGGGAAGAAACGGAAGAAAACAAAAAAACAUGAAGUGUGUGAGAUUGAAUGUUCUCGUUCUCGUUGUAAAAUGUAAAACUUAAAUGUAAAUCAUAAGGCGGACAUACACGGGUGGGAGGCCGCGAGCGCCGGGAUCAAUGUACAUCUGUAUCAACGAUAGAGAAAGAUCGAGGAUUAACAGGGACAUGACAGGGAGAACGUAAUUUUCCGUCGUCGUCGUCGUCGUCGUCGUCGUCGUCGUCGUCGUCGAUUCACGGAUUCAUGGAUUUCAAGCGCCUGUGCGGGGGCAAACUCAAUCAAUUUUCCGUUCGCCGAUCCUCCCCCCCCCCCCAGACUGAAGCUUCGCUCGUCGCAAACGCCGCGAAGAGCGUCUCCGCGCGAUUGUUCCAUCGAGAGAUCCGAUAAUAUAUUUAUUUGUAUUUAUUCGAGGCGACGCAGAUGAAUUUUCCUUUUAGCCGAGACCGAGAAGUUACUAAGGUUCCUUGGUCAAUGUUGAUGCAUUUGUGCACCUGAGCAAAUAUACCUGAGCAUUACGGUGAUUCUCAAUUCCUGUUGCAACUGAUGUAUCACGCCCCUUCACACUUCGUACGGCCGUUUUCUCCCCCGGGAGAGGCAACCUUGGGUCACGUCAGAACGCGCUGUUCUUCCAUGUUCCAAAUUUUGCAGUCUCCCUUGCUCUAUUUCUUCCCCGCUGGGGGUCAAUUUUCACCGUUAGGAAAAUCUUCCGGCAAGACGAAGGCCACGUCUUUGCGAGGCGUGUCUUUCUUUCCGAAUUCAUCGAUCUUGCGACUUGCGCUUUUCCGCUCGGGUUACACUCAUCUGGGAUCUCGUCGGUCAAUGGAGCUCCCUCGUCACGAGUAUUUCGAAAACAGGGUCGGUGGUUCACAGAGAUUUCCAAGAUCGCGCGCGUGCGAUUCUUCAAGUCCCCUAAUUGCAUUCUUCCGCACGCCGCGUUACAUCGUCACGCGCCAGCAUCUCUCGCGCAGACGCGCUGUUUAUUUCCCGCCAUUGUUCAGGUCGUGGUUUUCACCGUAUCUCGCGAUAGGUGUUACGGCUCGACUGUGCAACCGCUCAAUGUUACAUUGCUCAAGCUCCGUAUAACCAGUCUAACAGUAAGAUAGCACGCGUAUAAAACUGCAUUGCGUCUCGCAUCGUAUCGACGUUGCAGGCGACCGGGGUCUCUCCGCUUUGACGACCGACGAAGAAAAUGUUUCUAUAUAUUUUGUGAUCUUUUUAUUUUUCUACGGUAGAUUUAGACCGAAUUGCGAGCGCGCGAAGGUGAGUUUCUUUCGCGUGUCCCGUAAUUCAAAUUACACAACGCGAAUGUAAUUUCUCUCUCUCUCUCUCUCUCUUUGUGUGUGUGUGUGUGUGUACCCGAAUUGUGCUGGAGCUUCACAAACGACGCUGAAUACUAAUCGCAUUUGCGAAGAUGGAAAUAUUCUUACACGUUGAAACGCGAAUUUAUAGUACGAGAGAGAGAGAGAGAGAGAGAGAGGAUAUUUUGCUAAAGCGCGGCCGUAUUGUCUCUGAUUUCUCGUCGAAAUAUUUGAAAUAUCAUCUGCACGCGGUGAUGCUUUAUCGCGCGGCUGGAAAUACGAAUAUAUCGCGUACAUUUUAUUUUCAUUUAUUCCCUCCGACGUGAUUCAAUAUUCGAUAUCGGUUCGUUUGCGAGCAUCCUUUUGAAAUUGGAUAUCCGCAGCGGUUUCCGAUUUUACAUCAUCGCGCUGCCGCGGACGAUUUGACGCACCGAGUAUUGCAAAUUUAUACUUCAAAAGUAAUUCAUAUAUAUUUUUUUCGUAUAUUAUUAUUUCCCUGUAUUAUUCAUGCGUAUUCAUGUGUAUUUUCUUCGCAAAUAUGCAAAUUUGCUUAUUUUUUUUAACCGUACGCACACACACACACACAUACGAGUCAUGCAAAUGCGCGAUCCUAUCAUCCAGGAAGAUUCGAAAUAAAAUGCAUUCCCUCGUUGUACAAGCAGCUCCGCAGGAACGAUAUUUUUUCACGAGAAUUAUACGCACACAUCUUAUCACACAACGUCACAUAGUGCUCGACCGUUGGUCCCAUUUCGAUCAGGCCCGUUUCCCACGACAGAGGCGGCACUCGCCGCCGAUCGUGCGUGUCUUCCGCACCUGUUCGAGCGAGCACACCUUGUCGUUCAUCGUUCACGCUGCAAAGAGUCUUCGGCUCUUCGCGUGCGUCCUUUUCCUCUCGGGCGACCAAACCGACAGCACGUCGCGAUCAUCGUUCGAACGGUUAAUUCGCUGAGUAAAAUGCGCAGAAUAGGGCUCUAGUCUCUCGUGAAUUUUACGAUCAGCUGUACAGAUACAGAUGUGCAGAUGGGACGAAGUCGCGUGGGGAAUCUCGCUCCGAGGGACGCUGCUCGACGAUGACUUCUCGGCACGUCGGUUCGCUUUCCGAUGUCGAAGUCGCGGCGCGAUCGCGAACGAGCGCACCGAAGGGGAGGUGCUCGCGAUACGUGCGUGAGUUGUAUGGCGGGAAUGUGUCCAGCUCCACCUGGGACUGCGGAGGAAACGUGUGUGGCUGCGCGAUCGCGGCGAGGAGAAGUGUAUUUUAUACAGCGUGUCGUGUGUGAAAUCAACGAGAUACUCUCUC